CAACACUCAAUUCCCGCUUCAGCACCUACACAUCGCCGUACCUGAUACUCGGUCCAUUUGCAUUGUAAUUUAUUCUAAGCACAAAAUCAGCAGUUCCCCCCCACUGGCCAUCACUGCCUGACUGAGACCAUGAUUCUGCGGAGACCUCUUCUCACAAUCUCUACCUCUUUCUCGGCCCCAAAGACCUGCGCCCGAAAUCUGCACCACCGCAUCCCCCUCCGACCAAUCCCACAGCCCAUUCCAUUCAUCCCUGAUGUGCCCACCUUCCUCACAGCAAUCGGCCGCAACCUCUCGGCACACAGUUCCAAAAUCACUUCCUGGGAUGCCCUCUUCACCCUCACUUCUGCUCAACUCAAAGACCUAGGCGUUGAGCCCGCGCGCUCUCGCCGCUAUCUUCUCCAUUGGCGCGAGAAGUUCCGGAACGGGGAGUACGGGAUUGGAGGGGAUUGCAAAUUCGUUGAAGAUGGCGUUGCUGAGCUGAGGCUUGUGGAAGCGCCUGUUGUGCCGAAUACCGAGCAGGGCAGUAUGAGUAGGAGGAGUGCUGUGGCGACGGCGACGCAUAUGCCCGGUACGAGGAAAGCUGUAGUGAAUGUGCCUAAAGGAACCGAACGGCCGACUGAGCCGUUGGAGAACGUGAAGAGUGUCAAGGGCGUUGUAGUCAAGGGCGCGAAGACGAUCAAGGCGCCUUAUGUGGAACUUGUGAAGGGUAGUGCCGGGCUGAAGGCGUUGUUAAGGGUACAGGAGGGGAUUUGGGAGGAGAGAAGGGGGCAUAGGGUUGAUGGGGGUGAGAGGAGGAAGGCUGAGACGAGGGCGAAGAGGAGGGCGGCAGAGAAUAAGGAGAAAAAGAGGUAG
This is a messenger RNA of Lindgomyces ingoldianus, 852 nucleotides long. RefSeq lists its product as uncharacterized. The record is from RefSeq and is a predicted model, not a curated record. Gene Ontology annotation, cellular component: mitochondrion. Bases 130 to 852 code for a protein of 240 amino acids. Lineage: Eukaryota; Fungi; Ascomycota; Dothideomycetes; Pleosporales; Lindgomycetaceae. The transcript has a single exon.